Molecule: messenger RNA, 1250 nt
Organism: Cicer arietinum (chickpea)
Lineage: Eukaryota; Viridiplantae; Streptophyta; Magnoliopsida; Fabales; Fabaceae
Biological process (GO): protein modification by small protein removal
Molecular function (GO): peptidase activity
Source: RefSeq, a predicted model, not a curated record
GCUCUGUGGCACUUUGUGAAUUUUCUUUGAUUUUGUAAUAUUUUAUUUUAUUUUCUCAAAGAUGUCUCUUGAAAUUGGUGCACCCAGUUUGUAUUGGAUCUGUUAAUGUUAUAAACUUUUGAUUUUGGAAUUGGGUCGUACGUAACGUAUCUCAUUGUAGGUUCUUGAAUUCGGUUAUAUUGAAGUGUUCAAAAAAUCUCAAGUGUUUUUAAGUUGUUGACUAAUUCUACAUUGAACUGCACCAGAUGGCUGAGGAGGGUCACAGGGUUACUUUAAAUGUUUAUGAUCUAAGCCAAGGUCUUGCUAGACAGCUUUCGAUGUCAUUUUUGGGGAAAGCUAUUGAAGCCAUAUGGCACACAGGAAUUGUGGUUUAUGGCAAUGAGUACUACUUUGGUGGUGGCAUACAACAUUGUACUGCUGGAUCAACACCAUAUGGAACUCCACUUAAAGUGGUUGAAUUAGGUGUUACACAUGUUCCCAAAGAUGUCUUUGAAAUGUAUUUGCAGGAGAUCAGUCCGCGGUACUUACCUGAAACCUAUAGUUUGCUUACACACAAUUGCAACAACUUCAGCAAUGAAGUUGCUCAAUUUUUGGUUGGUGCUACCAUUCCGGAUCAUAUUCUUCAGCUCCCUAAUGAAGUAAUGAGCAGCCCAAUGGGGUCUCUUUUAUUGCCAAUGAUUCAGAAUCUAGAGAAAACAUUAAAAUCUGGUGGUGUUCCACAAGUACCACAAUUCAGGCCUUCAACAGUGAAUCCAGCUUCACACUUUCCCUCAACCAACACACAGAAGAGUUCAAGUGGAACUAACUCGUCUACUGAGAAAAGUGUGAACAAAGUGGUGGAUAAUAGUAACAAGGAAGUAAAAGGCAAAGAAGAGAAUAAGAAGACAGAAAAUGCAGUGUCAUCAUCAUCAUCUUCUGAAAAGCCAAGUGGUGUUGUAGGCGAUCCUCUAGGGGAUGCACGCAACAAGGUUCAAGAUGAGAUUAUUAAAGAGUUUGCUUCAAUAAUGGCAAGUGGAACAAUGCGUGCUAGUGAGGCUGCAGCACUUGCUACUAGAAGAGUUAUGGAAAGAUAUGGCCAAAUUGCUGUGUCACAGAGUUAGCUGCAACACUUGUUUUUUUCAUAAUUAUAAUUUUAACUAUUUAAUGUUGCUCAAAGUGUUUGUGGUGGAUUAUUAGUAAUCAUUAUUUGAGACACAAUAUAAUGUGCCUGCAUUUUGUUAUUUUGGUCCUAAAAGUUUAUUUUAGAUAUA